Molecule: messenger RNA, 715 nt
Organism: Lasiosphaeria miniovina
Lineage: Eukaryota; Fungi; Ascomycota; Sordariomycetes; Sordariales; Lasiosphaeriaceae
Exons: 4
Coding region: 1-555 (184 amino acids)
Source: RefSeq, a predicted model, not a curated record
AUGUCAAAGUCUUGCGAGUUGAGCCGUCGUUCCUACAUCUUGUUCUUUACGCACAUCGCCGGCGUCUUUGCCGCCUUGACGAGCUCAGCUCGGGUUCUGGCACAGCAACAAACAAACAACCAGACCGGGCUAUUUUUGCUCAAGCUUGCGUCAACCAACGAGACGCUCAGCGGCAACUACCCUGGUGCCUGCCAUGCCGGUGCUGCUAUCGGGGCUCUCUGCCUUAUCGGCAAGAACGUGUCGGCUAUCAACAGGUCGGCGGCGACGUUCUUCUGGAACUACACCAUCUACGACGGGCAGCCCUCGGAAGCCGGCUCUCGUCUAGACCCUGCAACUGUCUGGAGGCAUCAUGAACGUGUCGGAGCCCCUCUGUUUGUGGGGAGCUACUACUACAAUGCGCUCGCGUGGGUCACUAGCGGCACCCCGCACAACCCGACGUGCCAAGCCGUAGGCGUGUUGAAGGAGGAUGCACUAGAAACCUCGGUCGAGGCCGAGGCUGAAGCACCUGAGCAGGAUGAAGCGGAAGAGGAUGAUAACGACCAAGAGAAGGCUUGACGGGUGUAAUACAUUGAUCAAUGGGAUGGUGGAUGGCGCCAUGGUGGCAUAGAGGUGGGAUGUAUAUGGUAAUUGCUAAUGUCUUGUGUGUGUUGGGAUCAGAAGUUAUUAGAGACAGGAGUACAAACAUCGGAACAGAAAUGAAUCAACAGAGUUGAAC